Somion occarium is the source of this 2076-nucleotide messenger RNA. Lineage: Eukaryota; Fungi; Basidiomycota; Agaricomycetes; Polyporales; Cerrenaceae. The record is from the annotation of a GenBank genome assembly.
GAUCGCAACUUUGCUUGGAUGGGAUCCUUGUCCUUGGGUGGCCUGCCGCCCUGAACCCAACUGCUCCCCAGUGUACCUCUGUCAUCCGUAGGCGAGACCGAUGCGACAUCCAUUUGCCAGCGUUCAGUACUUUCGCAGCUCUCUAUCUUCAGAAUCGUUGGAGUCUUCUCAGGAACAACGGGUGCCGAGCCGUCGAGGAGAGAAUCGACGAGUUAUUACGCCAGCUCCUCGAUUACAGCACCCGUUUUCCGCUGCACCUAAUUCUGAGCCUGUGAGGCGGGCACGCAGUGCUUCAUUGACCAGAGCCACACCUCGGAUCCCAUUUUCAUUGCCUCGAAGGAAACCGUCUGCUAUCUCCAUAGAUACACAACCAUCUGGAAAAGUUGGCAGUGAAGCGAUUGCACCGCCAUCGUCUGGAAAAGCUUCCCCAGGACAUUUUGUGAAACACUCGAGCAAGAUCACAGUUCUCUUGAGUGGUCAAAAGGAGAAUGCGUCGGAACCGGUAUAUUCGAAUGGUGCCACAAUCAUCGGUAUUCUAGCUAUACCUAAGCCUUCCGGCCUCUUAACAUUAGAAGUGAAGGUCGAAGGACAUAUCAAGCUCAAGGAAGUAGCGGGAGGUGGUGCGUUUGAUGGAGAAAUAAUCAACGAAACACUUUUCAUAUGGGAUUCGGAACACGAUGCCACGUUUCCGUCCAAGGUCAACUUCCGAUACACAUUACCGACCCAUUACACGAAUGGAUUAACAGGGGAGAAGUCAAGAUUGCCUCCUAGCUUCGAGGCCUAUCUUCCGGGUAUACCGGGGUUUGAUGUGAACAUAUCCUAUGGAAUCUACGUGUACCUCACACGUACACGAGAUAGGUCUGACUGGUGGCGUAAAGGGAAGAGGCUUCGGAUUCCAUUUCGUUACAAGGAGCUUACUCGACCUGUACGGGCUGGUCCAUUCCCGUUAUCAAUGACCAAAACGCCGAGCAUUCCAAAGACAGUCUUUGCAUUCUCGUUGCGCACACGUAGGCGCAAUUACAAUGAUGUUGAAGUGCAUCUAUUCUUGCCUUGUUCACGAGUUUGCACACUCAAGGAGCCAAUUCCUUUCUCUGUCACCCUAUUCGGAGACGAAGAUUCCCUAGCGCCAUUCUCCACAUAUCAACCUUCUCCGUCAUCAUUCCAUCCACUUUCCCAUAAUCAUUCCAUUACGAGCUCAAUUCAAACGCGAUUCAAUGCUCGAAUACAGCCAAAUCUGCUGCCUCCGCCGAUUCGUGUUCAACUAUCAAGGCGAACAGCCGUCGAUGCCUUAGCUGCCGGGAUGAUGAUCGCGGAAGAAAAGGGACAUAUGGCCUUCACCAGACCCUUAGGGCAAGGUGUGAUCCAUAAAUCAAGUCGGGGCCCAAACUCUAUGACAUGGUCAGGUUCAUUUGCAAUCCCUCCCUCCAUUACGACAGGGGGAUUCACCACGAGCGGCGUGAAAGUGACGGGCACCAAUUCCGAUGCAAUCUCAAUCAUUCUAUUUGUAGAUGUAUAACUGAUUAGCAUGGUCUUCCCAUUGAUUCAAACAGGACGCCAUCGUGCUCACCAUCGUGCCACCUGAUAGUGCACGUUCGCGAUUUAUGCCGUUCAGCGAAAGUGUACCCAUACGGCUCACUACCGAGUCGUAUGAUUGUCCUUCUGCCACAGUCAGUGUGUCCGACUGGGAGUAAGCGUCCAGUGUCGUCGGGACUUAACACCUAUAGAGCCAGCGCUCUCACAGAAGAUGUAUGAAUAGAACGCGUGGUCGCACACGCGUGCAACUGCGGAGGUGUGGGGAGUACCACCUCGAUAAUCAUCCAGGGUUCUUCUACGGUGUCACGCCAGCGAAUGGGAUUCCUGGAUGUCAUGAUGAGGGCUUCGAGAUUCCGCGCUUCCAUAUGAUUCGGAGGUAUGCAGGGUUCUUCCCUUGAUUCGUUUGUAACUUAAUCCUGGACGUCAUGGACUUUCUGUUUAUUGGCUGCGUUCUAGCUAUGUAUUAUAGUCUGUUGGACUGCAGAGCUGUAUUCAUAUUUUAUCUCUACUAUGUUGGAGUAAUUAUUCUACCGGCAGAGCCGC